AGUUCAGUCCAAGACCCCAAGAGAUUACCUCAGUUUAAAAGUCAAUCGCCUGAUGGCCACUUCUAACGCGACAGAGCAAAGUUAUAUUUCUCCAAUUUGUAUGAUUCUGCCAUUUUACGCAAUAACAAACCCACAGAAUGAAGUGUUURUCAUUUUCAUCGUUGUCUUUAACUCCUUAAUAGCUUUACUAUCAUCUUUAAGCAACUUGCUCGUCAUUAUCACAAUACUGCGAACUCCUUGCCUACGUACACCAUCGUAUAUCCUGAUAAUAGGCUUGGCUGUCGCUGAUUUUGGUUUGGCUGCUAUUGGACAACCUUGUUACUGCUUGUUUAAGGUUUAUAGCGAACUAAGACGAAGAAGUCUCGAAACAUUUUGUCCGUAUGGCUUACUGYAUUACUUCACAAUAACUACGUUCUCUUCUGCUUCGUUUAUACUGCUUACUUGUAUUGCAGCCGAUCGUUUUCUUGCGAUUCGACUUCACCUGCGAUAUCAAGAACUGGUCACAAAUGUACACUACUACAUAUUACUUGGAGUAGUCUUCGCAGUUAGCCUUACCUCGAGUGUUAUCGGUUUGCUUGUAACAGACUUAACUGCCCACGUUGUCUCUUACUCUUUGUUUCUGUUCUUAAUCCUCAUAACUUUGUAUUUAUUUUUGUGUAUAUCUCGUGUUGUACGUCGUCAUUCCGCUCAAAUCCGAGCACAACAAGAGUCCGCUAGAAUCAAUUUCAACUUACCWAGAUACAAAAACUCCGUGGCCACCAUGCGCUAUGUUGURGGAGCGUAUAUCCUGUGCUACRCACCAAGCAUUUUCUCAMUGGCWGUGUUUUUAAAAYUGACAAAGAUGGAAAGUAAGGGKUUUUGGUACUUCUUUGUAUUUUCUGAGACUGUUUUGAUGGCYAAUGGUUUAUUGAAUCCGAUAAUCUAUUGCUUGAGGAUAAAGGAAAUUAGAGAAGCGGUUUAUCGACUUGUGCGACGAUUGCGCUGCAUUUGGUGGUGAAUGAUAUCAAAAAUUACUUUUUUGACGCUUAUCUAUAAGAAAUCAUUUUGUGAGGGAGCUAUAUUACUUGAUACUGAAAUAAAGUUAAAGAUUUAUUUUUAGCAAAUUGGAAUUUCACUUCAGGCUGCGAGAAUAAAGACCUGGCAUCAAACUUAUACUUUAAAUUAAGUGUAUUGACUAU
Messenger RNA from Exaiptasia diaphana, 1178 nucleotides. Its product is annotated as adrenocorticotropic hormone receptor-like. The record is from RefSeq and is a predicted model, not a curated record. The transcript has a single exon. Lineage: Eukaryota; Metazoa; Cnidaria; Anthozoa; Actiniaria; Aiptasiidae. Gene Ontology annotation, molecular function: G protein-coupled receptor activity. Gene Ontology annotation, biological process: G protein-coupled receptor signaling pathway. Gene Ontology annotation, cellular component: membrane. The coding region runs from base 53 to 997 and encodes 314 amino acids.